AUGGGAGCUUUGUCACCAAGCGACUACGAGGAUGUGCGCAUCUGGGUUCCUUGGGGUCACAUUGCGGGUCGCUGGUAUGGCAAUCGAUCGGAGCGCCCCAUCCUGGCCAUCCACGGCUGGCUGGACAACCUGGGCACCUUUGACAGACUGAUACCCUUGCUGCCGGACUACCUGGGCGUGCUCUGCAUCGAUCUGCCCGGACAUGGACGUUCCUCUCGGCUGCCAGCGGGCAUGCAGUACAGCACGGCUGAUUAUGCUUUUGUCAUAGCUCGGGUCAUGAAGGAGUACGGGUGGAGAAAGGUCUCGCUGCUGGGUCACUCUCUUGGCGGUGCCAUUAGCUUCGUUUACACUGCACUCGCGCCGGACAGUGUCGACCUGGCCAUCAUAGUAGACAAUCUGCUGCCAUCCACGGAGUCGCCCGAGCGCCUCAAGAGAUUUGCCUAUUCCGUGGAAAAGCAUUUAGUGGAGGAUGGGGACGCAGAAGACGAGCCAAAUUCCUAUACGAUUGACCACCUGCGAAAAGUUCUCAGCAAAGGCAGCAGGAAUUCCGUUCCGCCAGAGCUCGCUCAUCAUUUGCUCAACCGCUGCGUGGCCCCAUCGCAACUAUAUCCGGACAAAUUCUACUUUACAAAGGAUAACCGUACCAAGUUCUACAAUUUCUUUCCUGCCACUGUUGCAUUAUUCAGUGAAAUGGCAAGACGCAUCAAGAACAAACCCAUUCUCAUCAUAAAGGGAUCAAAGUCAAACUAUAUAAGCUCAAGAGAUAGCGAGGCUAUCUCCAUCCUGAAGAAGCAGAACCCGCUCUUCCAAUUCCACGAGGUGCCAGGCACCCAUCACGUGCAUCUCGUUGACCCCGAGGUGGUUGCUCAGCACAUAGUUCCCUUCUUGAGGACUCAUCGGCCGCCCAAGGUCUCCAGCUGGUCACUGGAUGGCGAGAAGUUGGGCACGACAGAGCGGGAGAACUUCUUUGCAAGAGAUGUCAGCCGUCUCAGUAAGAUCUAAGUCUGAGAGAAUCU
Molecule: messenger RNA, 1016 nt
Organism: Drosophila navojoa
Lineage: Eukaryota; Metazoa; Arthropoda; Insecta; Diptera; Drosophilidae
Product: putative serine hydrolase
Cellular component (GO): membrane
Source: RefSeq, a predicted model, not a curated record